Messenger RNA from Dromiciops gliroides (monito del monte), 1715 nucleotides. It is a transcript of the gene SDHAF4, whose product is annotated as succinate dehydrogenase complex assembly factor 4. The coding region runs from base 133 to 471 and encodes 112 amino acids. Gene Ontology annotation, biological process: mitochondrial respiratory chain complex II assembly. The record is from RefSeq and is a predicted model, not a curated record. Gene Ontology annotation, cellular component: mitochondrion. NCBI's taxonomy places the organism in Eukaryota, Metazoa, Chordata, Mammalia, Microbiotheria, Microbiotheriidae. The transcript is spliced from 3 exons.
CGGGAACACCCUUUCCGGUUCCCCCCACGCGCUGCGUGCGGCCGCCUCCUCCGCGGAGGAGGAGCGGCCUGGUGGCCGCCGGGCCUAAAAAAUAACUGCUGAAGGCCGGGAGGUGGCCUUCGCGACCUCGCCAUGGCAGCGGAAGGAGCUGUGGCCGCACGACUGCUCAUUCUGGGUCCCUAUUCUAGCGCCUCGUGGGCCUCGGUGAUGACAAGAUUCUCUAUGACUAAUUCUUUGAGGAGAGCAAAUUAUAGUCAAGAACAGUCUGAACCAACCAAACAAGUACUUAAGAAGCCCAAGUUACCACAAGGACGGUUUGAUGCUCCCGAAGAUUCCAAUUUAGAACAAGAGCCAUUAGAAAAAUUUCCAGAUGAUAUCAAUCCUCUUACAAAGGAAAAAGGUGGCCCUAAAGGCCCUGAACCUACUCGAUAUGGAGAUUGGGAACGAAAAGGACGCUGUGUGGAUUUUUAGUGGUCCAACUCUUGAUAAACUGGUCACUUCUUCUGAAUGUAGUAUAUUUAAUUAAGUUCUUCAUGUUUAAUUUCUUUGUGUUUUGUUUUUGUUUUGUUUUUUAACUAAAAAACCAUCUAAUUUGGAGAAUGUUAGUCCAAAAAAGAUUAAUUUUUGGAAGUAUUUCUGCAUUAGCAAAUUUGUUAUUACAAAUUUGUUAAUGAAGAAAUGAUGUUCAGGACUGACUCUUAAUUUAUAAAUUAAAUUUAAAUUGCUUAUAUAAUAAGUUCUAUAUUUUAAUUUUUAUGGGGUUAAAGUGGUUCAUUGUUUGAAAAGGUCUUACUGGGACACAAAAUGUCAUAAACCCCCCAGAUGUCUGUUUCUAGCUCUAGUCUCUUGAGGUGAAAGCUGUGGAAACAAGUACUUGAAGCACCAUAAUUGAGAUUUUAAUACUUAUAUUAUUUAUGUAAAAUUAUCCAUUCGAUUUCACUAAUUGAGAAUUUAUGAUAAUUUGAACAAGUAAAUUAGACUACCAUGCCAUCUGCAAAGAAAGGGUUUACCAACCAAAUAAUAGCAUAACCAGCAUUUCAGUUAAGUAAGUUAUUGAAUUGAAUACCUUCUCUAUACCUAACACUGUGCUAGACUGGGGGAAGGGAAAAUACAGAAGGAAAAAGAGGCAUAGCCCCUGGCCUCCAGAAGUUUAUGGUAUACUUGGGGAAAUAAUAGUAUUGUUUUCCAAAUUGUGGGUUUGGGUUGUACCACAUUGAUAGGAGACAUAUCUGUCUGUGGGGGUCAGGAAAGUUUGAAGCAGUAACCAAAAUUAUUGGAUAUUUUAAGAUAUAAUUUUUAGAUAAAUACAUCCUUUUGCUUAAUUAGAAACCGAGUUCAAAUCAAAAUCAACCUGUGAAACUAGCAUCAAAUUCUUGACUUGAGGUAGCAGAAAGGGAGGAUGCAGUUGUAUAGCUGAAGGCAGUGUAUCCCAACAUCGGUGGCAUGCAGUGAAUAGGUAGUUAAAAGGGGAAAGGACCUGGUCCUUACACCAGAGGGAGGGAUUGGGCACUUUUAUCCCCCAGUGCUGCUUGAAUGCUCCCCACCAGCCUUUCCCUUUGAUAGAGGAUCCUAACCUUUUGACAAUGAAUUCAGUUCACUGAUUAUUUGAUAUUUUAUGCUACUUUUACUUUAUGUGUAAGUUAUUUUUUAUAAAAUUGUGAAUUCUUAAUUUUAUUUGAAUAAAAUGCAAGCUAAGAAAAAAGUGUGUAGAUUGU